AUGACCGCUGAAGAGGAAUGCAUCCAACAACCACCUUUCCUCCCACAGCAUAGCCUCCCCAUCAACAAUCCGUGCCUCUCCUGGUGGCAACAAACCACCCGCUCAUUCCCCCACCUCAACGCCAACUGCACCACGCCCACCCCAUCAGCCACCAAAUACCUCAUCAUCGGCACCGGAAUAGCCGGCGCCCUCACGGCCUUCGAGCUGAUCCACUCAGCCGGCGUUCCGGCAGCCGACAUCCUCCUUCUUGAGGCCCGCGAGGCCGCGUCGGGCGCCUCCUCCCGCAACGCAGGCCACGUCCGCCCCGACGCCUUCCGCGGCUUCCAGGUCUACCGUCGCGUCCACGGCACCGACCAGGCCCUCAAGAUCAUCGCCAACGAGCGCGACGUGUUCUCCCGCCUGAGUGCUUUCGUGGAGCGCCACUCUGUCCGCUGCGACUUCAACGCCGCCACCACCCUCGACGUGUGUCUCACGCCCGAGUUUGCAGAGUUCAACGCACGCAGUCUGAGCGAGUAUCGUGAGGCUGGCGGAGACGUGAGCCAUGUGACUGUGUACGAGGGAGCCGAGGCGGCGCGGCGCUCUGGAAUUGAGGCGGCUGUCAGCGCGUAUGAGUGGCCGGCAGGGUCGAGCCAUCCUGCAAAGUUGGCGCAGUGGCUUCUGGGCAAGAGCAUUGAUGCAGGGGCGAGGCUGUUCACCCACUGCCCUGCAACCAAGGUGACGAGAUCGACGAACUCAAGUGGUGGGACAAGCACAGCCUGGGAUGUCGAGACGCCGAGGGGCACCAUCACGGCUGAAGUCGUCGUCCACUGCACCAACGCCUUCGCAGGCCACCUGCUGCCCCAGCUGGCCCCUUUUGUCACGCCCAACCGCGCCCAGGCACACCUCUUCGUGCCCCCGCCCUCGCUAGCCGGCCAUCUGGCCCUGCAGAGCACCAUGUCGCUGCGCCACAGCCUCCACCACUUCUACUCGGUCAUGCAGCGCAAGGCAGACGGCCUCAUCGUGCUGGGCGCACCCAGGAAAAGCCCCAACAUCAGCAAGGAGGCGCGCGAGAGCGUCUUCACGACCAACGACACCAACUUUGUCGAGGAGGUCGUCGCGGACGCCGUGGGCAAUUUUGAAAAGUGCUUUCCUGUCUGCGACAAGACGCGCCUGCGCCAUGGCGAGGGCCUGCAGCACUCGUGGACGGGCAUCAUCGGCAUGACGACCGACUCGGUGCCGUUUGUGGGCAAGAUUGAGAGUCUGCCGGGGCAGUAUGUGUGUGCGGGCUUUAAUGGACAUGGGAUGGCGAGAAUAUUCAACUGUGCACCUGGUGUGGUCAAGAUUAUCCAGGGUGAGGCGUGGGAGGCGACUGGGCUGCCGGAAUGUUUUGAUGUUACGGAGCAGCGGCUGGGAAAGCUCGCCAAGGGAAACAUGGAGACUGUGUUCUAGUUACAU
Cryphonectria parasitica EP155 is the source of this 1434-nucleotide messenger RNA. RefSeq names its product DAO-domain-containing protein. The coding region runs from base 1 to 1428 and encodes 475 amino acids. Gene Ontology annotation, cellular component: cytoplasm. The transcript has a single exon. The record is from RefSeq and is a predicted model, not a curated record. Gene Ontology annotation, molecular function: oxidoreductase activity. Lineage: Eukaryota; Fungi; Ascomycota; Sordariomycetes; Diaporthales; Cryphonectriaceae.